Messenger RNA from Melampsora larici-populina 98AG31, 2169 nucleotides. RefSeq lists its product as uncharacterized. The transcript is spliced from 2 exons. The record is from RefSeq and is a predicted model, not a curated record. Lineage: Eukaryota; Fungi; Basidiomycota; Pucciniomycetes; Pucciniales; Melampsoraceae. The coding region runs from base 1 to 2169 and encodes 722 amino acids.
AUGUUCAGAAGAUCAAGAAUCCCAAUUAGCUCUGUUCGGAUUUCAGACCCAGAGGAAUCAAGGCAAGAUCACCAAUUCACACCUCCUGGUCUUCAAUCCGACUUUGAGAAAGCACUUCACAUUCAUCAGGGUACAUCAAUCAGCAAACCCGAACAAAAUCCAGACAGAUUGACUCCGGCUGAAGGUUCAAAUGCUGUACCACCUCGUUUGCAAGCACUUUUAAGACUUGAUCAUCUUCUUCGUCCAUCUCCAUUAAUAUCAUCAAAAGUGGAACGAAGGAUUGUCUCUGAGCCUUUUGGUCGUGCUCCUCAAUGGUCUAUUGAAGAAGAUGCUGAGUUUAAUUAUCACCGAGACCGAGAACGGCGUCCUUUUCUAUCCAAGAGUGAUCAACAACCGGUAUCAUCUUCAAAGAACCAGCUAAUCAAAGUCCAAGGCCUCAAAAGUCGUUAUUCUGUUCAAGUUUCUGAUAAUGAUUCGGAUUCUCAUCAUUCUCGCGAUACCCACCAGAGUGAUACGAUGAGUUCAAAGAAAUCAUAUCGAUAUAAUAGAUCUUGGGCACCAUCACCACCGUCAAGCUUCUCAAGUAUUACAACUAAUGGUGAUUAUAAGCACAAUUCAAGUACAUCCCUCUUUGAUUCUGAUGGAGGAGUACCUUCGAAUGACACCGAAGAAUGUUACAUCCCACAACUUCAGCCGAAACGCAAAUCGCCUCAACUAGUCUUAAAACGCUCACCCACGGUCGGAAUAUCUAGGCUCCAGAGCUCUCCGCUGGCUCCUUUGCCAGUACAUAGAUCGCCGGAACGAGUCUCAUGGAGCAAGAGACAGAAGCCAUAUCCAGACCGUACCCUUGAAGAACGGAACAUCGAUAUAGGCAAGAAAGAGGAUCCUACUCCCAUAGAAAGCGUAUCCCGGAAGCUUUCAACAAACCAUCAGUCAGCCAACACUUCUGCGCAUCCAGUCGAAGCCAUUGACAAACCGAACAUAGAAAGAAAUCUUUCGCUAGAGAAUAUGAUCGCAUCUCUACCUUCAGUACCAAGACCGCCAACUAGAGAGCAUCUUAAACACACGAGUCGUCCGGUAUCCACCACUCGUAACCUUAGAGCACUUUCAGAGCCUACACCGAUCACUGAGGCGUAUGUACCUGAAGCGCAUACUCAAGUGCAUUUUAAAUCUCCUGCCGAUCUUUCGAUUGCGCGACGGAAAGCUGCGACUUCAAGGAUGAAAGAUUCACCUGAGAAUCAAAGUCAGACAAGGACUCACAAGUCUCUCUCUAAUAACGUCAACGAUCAAACCUCUAUUCCUCAUAUAGAUUCUAAUAAGAUUACGGAUACAGAGACUCCGCUUAAUCCUCUCAAGAGUACAAUAAAACCUAUCUCUACUCAAGGUUUAUCACCUCUUAUCAAGUCACUCAAAUAUGGUCUUCUACAAUUAGCACUUCCGAAGAGUGAUCUUACUGUCGAACCGUUCGAUGGUCUUGAAGUGAGGUUUUGGUUGAAGAAAGAAGCAAUUGAAUAUCUGGGAUCUGAAAGUGGUGAUUUAAUUGUUAUCAAACAAGAUGGUCAAACGGUUCAAUGUAUGAUGAGAUCACCUGACUUCUCUUCAAAAGCUGAACCAUCAACUUUAGAAACAUCAAUACAAAAAUCGAUUCCAUUAGCUACUUUUUAUCAUUUAUCAGCACUACCAACAUACUUAUUAAAAUUAAUUAAAUAUAUUGAAAGGAACCUUGAAUUGAUUAAAAGUCAAACACCAUUUUUGAUUUUUAAAAUUUCAAGUUUAAAUUAUUUUCAAGGUGCUAGAUGUCUAGUUAUGAUGAAUGGUGAAAAACCCGAUAUUGUGAUUGAUUGGUCAGGUCUUCAAAAAAUCAAAAUUUCUAGAAAGAAGCGUAAAGUUUUUGUUUGGAAUAGGAAUAGAGGUAUAGAAGGUAAUGAUCGGAUGAGUAAAAUGGUGGGUGGGUGCGAUGCAGAAGGCAAAAUUGGAGAUGAGUUUGUUGAAGAGUUGAGAGAAGGUUGUACAAAGUUGAAGAGUGAGAGUGAAAGAGUGAAAGAGAUUAGUUUGUUGGAUGAUAGGUUGGAUUGUUUGAUACGAUGUAUUGAGAUGUCUGAUACUGUUCUGAAAGUUUUCAAAGGUGGUACACUGAGGGAUACGAGUCCUGUGACUCUUCACUCGUGA